GAUCCGCCCCACUUCCUCUACGCUUCCUCCGUCCUUUCCGCUCUCUUCCCGCAGUUCAGGAAGCCGAGCGCUCGGGAAUCAUGGCUACUGCUGGGGAUACGAGGGGGGAACUGCAGAAGGAGCUGGUUUGUGCCAUUUGCCUUGAUUACUUCGACGACCCUGUGAUCUUAAAAUGCGGCCACAAUUUCUGUCGCAUGUGCAUUUUAAUGCACUGGGAGGAAAACGGCGGAGACGACAUCGGUUACCAGUGCCCCGAGUGCCGGAUGGUGUUUGGCAAAAUGAGCUUCACGAAGAACUACCUGGUGAAGAACCUGGUGGAUAAAUUGAGUGAGUUCGACUGUCUGAAGACGUGUAGGCCACCAGCUCCAGCAAAGCCACUCAAAAUGGAUGGGAAAUGUGAACGACACCACGAGGAACUGAAACUGUACUGCCACACGGACAGAAAACCCAUUUGUGUUGUUUGCAGAGAAUCCAGGGCUCAUAGACACCAUGACGUCGCCCCUGUGCCAGAAGUUGUUGAGGAUAUGAAGGGCGAGCUGAAGCUGAGGCUUAUCAAACUAAACUGGCAGAAGUCUAUGUGUGCCAGGGUCAAGGCCAUAGAUGAGCAAGCCAAAGCUGAUGUCAAACUGAAGAAGCAAGCUUUGAAAGAGAAGAUCGAAGAUGACGUCGGGGCUCUGGUCCAGUUCUUGCUGGACGAGAAGGAUGGGCUGUUGGAGAGACUGGAAGACGAGGAGGCCUCCACAAUAGCGUUAAUAGACGAGAACCUUAAGCUGGUGGAAAGUGAGGCAGCUAAGGUGGACAAGGCCAUUGCUGACAUUCAGAAUCAGCUCAGUGAGGCAGCCAAUUUUGAGAGUAUCAGCAAAGCAUACACAAGCCCGAGCCACGUGAGCCUUACUGUGCAGGCAGUGAACUGUCCCCCUGAUUUCACCGAGUUCACUGGCCCCUUUCAGCUUAUACUGUGGAAGAAGAUGAUGCAUGUGCUGCAUACAAUGCCCCAGAACCUGACACUCGACCUGGACACGGCCCACCCCUCCCUGGCAAUCAGUGACUUUGACACCAAGGUGGAAGAGGGCCGGGUACGCUCACAGGAGCCCGACCUGCCCCAGCGCUUUACACGCUUCUUCGGUGUCCUGGCCACUGCCCGCUACUCAAGUGGACAGCACUACUGGGAGGUGGACGUGCGGGACAAGGGCGUGUGGUACCUGGGUGUCACCACUGAGUGCAGCAACCGCAAGGGCUUUGUCAACCUGUCGCCUUCAGCUGGUUAUUGGAGCCUGUGUCUUCAGGACCGACUGUACGCCAACGAGGAGGACUCCCGCGUGCCAGUGGCCGACUACUGGAACUCGCCACGCGUCGGCGUUUUCCUGGACUACGACAGGGGCCACGUCACGUUCUUCGACGCAGUCACCAUGAAGCGCAUCUAUAACUUUAUCGCGUACUUCGACGAGCCCGUGUCGCCCUUCUUUAGCCCGGGCAAGAAUGACCCGGGCAGCCGGCUGCAGAUCUGCCACUUUUACUGAUAGGCCUGUCGUUUAGCGGCCAGCGUACGAAAAACGUUAUAUUUCUAUAAUCAAAAGUUUCCAUUCCUUGGCGUUCUCCUGUCGGGAGACAGGAGGGUUUUGCCAUGGUGUGAUUCAGACUGUGAGGUCCUUCAGCUCCUGUUUAUAUGAUUUUAGGAGAGCACAGUGCUCCGCUUCACCCAAAUCCGAAAGAAUCAGAGGUGGUUCUACUCGUUACUGUUGGAUUUACGAUGUAGCCCUACUGAAAUUCAGGUAGAGAUACGUUGCAGGUUUAAAGCAAAUAGCAACUCGAAGCUGCUCAUGACGUCUCCUUUCACCUCAGUGUUGUCUUGCGUCUUUGACUUUUCAGGUAAAAGUAACUAAAGACUUCACUUCAAAGUGAGAGUUUCUAAAUUCGAAUUCCACAUCACGGUGGAAUUUAGGUCACUGUUUUAACGGUAGUAAUAUUUCAGUUUUUUGCAAAUAGCUUUAGAGGUAAAACUUAUCACUAUUAUGUACUCCAACAUACUGUGAGCUUUAUUAUGUCAAACACAUUGAAUGCUUUUUCACCUCUUUGAUAUUUCACACUUUGACCCUCCUUUAAGUUGUGUUAAAUAUAUUUGUACUUUGAUAUAACUGAGUAAUUAGUAUAUAACACAUUAUACUCAAGUAGUAAACUUUGUUGAACUCAACAUUUUUGCACAGGUUGCAAACAAGUGAUGUUUGGACAGUUCCAUGACCAGAACAUAAUAUAAGCUAAAUAGAGUUACAUUUUACUACCUUUCUUAAAGGCUGGAAUUGCUAAAACACACCCAUAAGGCCUGAAGACUAGCUCUGAGUGCACAUUAGUAAUUUUUUUUUUUUAGUACAUUAAUCAUUGACUAUGAAUUCUUAAUAUUCAUUUGGUUGUUCAUCUCAAGCUAAAAGCCUUUAGACUGAAGAUUGUGUGCCAUUUUUCCUGGUCUGCUUUCGUUCGUUUUACUUUGUUUAUACUUUACGGUUUUAAUUUAGAUGUUUCAGUUGUUUUUGAAUGUGUCCUGUAUUUCAGGCGAAGAAACUGAAAUGAGAAGACUGUUGAUCUCAUCAGUUACAGUUAAAGAACACGUUUGUGUGUUGGGCCCAUUGAUUGUAACUCACCUCUGUUCCAUGUUGUAUGUAAUAAGAAAUGUAGUUUAUUAGUGUUUCUAUUAAUACCUGUUCUGUUCUGAUGAGCUCUGCGUUGGACUGUGGUUUUGACUUUGUUUUGUAAGAUCAGAAUCAUGUCUGGAUCUACAACCAGAUACAAGUGUGUUCCGUAAUAAAGUUUUUAUGCCCUGUGACUGACAGUGUAAGAGGGUGGCAUUAAGAGAUCAUGUGAACAGAUUAACAUGUGUGUGAUUUGUUACUGUAAUAAACUACUGCAGUAUGUUUUUAUUUUCCACAGUUAUACAUUUGGAAAAUAAAAUUUGAUGAUGAUUA
Molecule: messenger RNA, 2957 nt
Organism: Colossoma macropomum (tambaqui)
Lineage: Eukaryota; Metazoa; Chordata; Actinopteri; Characiformes; Serrasalmidae
Gene: trim47
Product: tripartite motif containing 47
Exons: 8
Coding region: 81-1520 (479 amino acids)
Molecular function (GO): zinc ion binding; protein binding
Source: RefSeq, a predicted model, not a curated record